CUUUAUUUUUCCCAUCCGUGCUAGCCCUACCUUUCUCCCACCAAAAAUUUCGCAUUGCCAAUUGAAAGUGACCUGAACUUCGGUAAUUUUCCACGAGCGCAAAUCCAACAUUCAAUCUUCGAGUUCGUCCUCCCAGAUCAAUCAACACACCUAGAUCACACAAUCCACCAGGACAGAUCUACCACAAUGUCGACCGCCGAACUUGCCUCGUCCUAUGCGGCGCUCAUCCUCGCCGAUGAUGGUGUUGAGAUCACUGCCGACAAGCUACAGACCCUUAUCAAGGCCGCUAAGGUCAUUGACGUCGAGCCCAUCUGGACACAACUCUUCGCUAAGGCUCUCGAGGGCAAGGAUGUAAAGGACCUGCUAUCGAACGUUGGCUCGGGCGGUGGUGCUGCUGCUGCCGGUGCCGGCGCUGCCGCUGCUGGUGGUGCCGGUGGUGCUGCUGAGGAGGCUAAGGAAGAAGAGAAGGAAGAGGAGAAGGAAGAGUCAGACGAGGAUAUGGGAUUCGGUCUUUUCGACUAAACGUUACGUUCUGCGAUCACGAAUACUCACCUUCCCUUUGUACUUUCACUGCAUGGUUCUGGGGUUCCAUACACCAUUGGUGUGGCGUGAAGGAGGCAACAUUAGGAUGCCAUGGGCAAAGUUCACCCAGUCAUAGGUUAAUAUGACGAUGCGCUUAACAAUGAAAUCGUUUGAGACCAAAGUAC
This is a messenger RNA of Hypoxylon trugodes, 707 nucleotides long. RefSeq names its product 60s acidic ribosomal protein-domain-containing protein. Bases 187 to 522 code for a protein of 111 amino acids. Gene Ontology annotation, molecular function: protein kinase activator activity; structural constituent of ribosome; ribonucleoprotein complex binding. The record is from RefSeq and is a predicted model, not a curated record. Gene Ontology annotation, cellular component: cytosolic large ribosomal subunit; ribosome. The transcript is spliced from 4 exons. Gene Ontology annotation, biological process: cytoplasmic translation; translational elongation. NCBI's taxonomy places the organism in Eukaryota, Fungi, Ascomycota, Sordariomycetes, Xylariales, Hypoxylaceae.